Molecule: messenger RNA, 963 nt
Organism: Plasmodium inui San Antonio 1
Lineage: Eukaryota; Apicomplexa; Aconoidasida; Haemosporida; Plasmodiidae
Exons: 2
Coding region: 1-963 (320 amino acids)
Biological process (GO): fatty acid elongation, polyunsaturated fatty acid; fatty acid elongation, monounsaturated fatty acid; fatty acid elongation, saturated fatty acid
Cellular component (GO): endoplasmic reticulum membrane
Molecular function (GO): fatty acid elongase activity
Source: RefSeq, a predicted model, not a curated record
AUGGUGAUCAAAACGAACGACUCUGGAUACUUCCGCAUCCUGGGAGACAUUCGCAACUACCCCACGCAGCCCGCCUUCAGGAUCGAAGAUGUUUUUCCCUUCUGCGCUUGGAUCAGCUUCCAGUGGGAGCGCAACUUCAAGCCGUUCGGAUUCAUUCAGCUGGUGCACGGCAAGUUUCUGGCGUGCCCCCUCAUCGUGCUGCUCUACCUCCUCAUGUGCAAAUACGGUCCCGCCGGAAUGAAAAACAGAAAGGAAUUCGAUCUGCGCAGAGUAGUCUUCCUAUGGAAUGUCCUGUUGUCCUUCUUCAACCUAAUCGUCGUAGUGAAGCUAACCCCAGUUCUGAUCUAUGCCAUUUCGAAGUACACCUUCACCGGGUUGCUGAUCAUCCCCCCUAUAUAUACCAACGCCUUUGGCACCUCCGGUCUGUGGGUCUGUCUCUUUAUCCUGUCAAAAUUCGUUGAGCUAGCAGACACGCUAUUCUUAAUAUUGAGAAAAAAGAGAAUCACUCUCUUGCACUGGUUCCAUCACUCAAGCGUCCUUCUAUACACAUGGCACACUUACUAUGCCGAAGUACCCGCAGGAUUCACCUUCAUCAUUAUUAACGCAAUUGUACACACCAUUAUGUAUACCUACUAUGCGAUGACCACUGUGAGGAGGAAGCCCUUAUGUUGGAAUAUCUUGGUUACCUUGCUUCAGAUUUUACAGAUGCUCUUAGGCAUCCUCCUCACACUUUACUGUCUCUACAUAACGUACAAUUACAAAUUCAACACCUACUGGCACCUCCGAGUCAUUCGAAAAAUGCAGCACAAGUUUACCUUCGAUUAUGGCCAUUACGUGUGCAGGAGGAAUGUCGCUUACGCGGUCGUUAUGUACACGUCGUAUUUGCUCCUUUUCGGGAAAUACUUCUACGACCGCUACGUAUGCGCGGGGCUGAAGCACGUCGAGAAGGAGAAGCCGGCCUGA